UAGAGUUCCCACCGCCCUCCCUGCCCCAGGCCCCAGCCAUCGCCAUCGCCGCCGCCGCCAUGCCCGCCGAUCGCGAGCACAUCACCCCCCUCGCCACCGCCGCCGCCGACCGCCCCACCAGCGACGAGGGGGACCCCUACGCCACUUCCCCGACUCCCCUCUCCUGCCGCCGCCGCCGCCGCCGCCUCAUCUGCUGCGUCUCCUGCACUGCCCUUGUCGUCGUCGCCAUCGCCGUCGUCCUCGCCAUCAUCGCCCUCACCGUCUACAAGGUCAAGGACCCGGUCAUGACGAUGAACUCCGUCUACGUCAAGAACCUGAACAUCAACCUCACCUCCCCCCACGCCGCCAACAUGACGGUGGUCGCCGACGUCUCCGUGAAGAACCCGAACGCCGCCUCGUUCCGCUUCGGGGAGAGCACCACCGCCCUCUACUAUCGGGCGCGGGAGAUCGGGGUGGCGUACGGGCCUCCCGGGACGGCCGGGGCCCGCAAGAUGUUCCGGCUCAACGUGACGGUCGACGUGAUGGCCGACCGGCUUCUCGCCGAUCCGGAUCUGCUCGUUGAUCUGGUGGGGGGAAAGCUGGAUUUGACCACGUCGACCAAAGUCGGUGGCCGAGCGAAGAUUUUUCUGAUCAUCAAACACCAUGCGGACGUGAUGAUGAACUGCAGCAUGACGCUGGCCGUCUCCAACCAAUCGAUUUUGGCUCAGAGUUGCACCCAGCGCGUGUGGCUAUGAUUUAUGAUCAUUUUGGCACAGAUUUUAAACUUAUAGAUUUGAAAUAAAAAUAUUUUGAUAUGUCCUAGCUAAGAGAUAGCAAGAUGCUGCCCCUGUUUGCUAAGAACAAGAGGAGAUACAGUAUCAAAGAAGAAUAAGGUUGUGAUGAGAACACAACAAGGAGAAGGAGGAGACUGUGUUGUUUCAGUUAGACAAAAUGGAUUGGCCUCGUUCUUCUCAGAACAAGGGUGAGGCCUUUCUCUAGAGAAACGGUCGACCAUUUUGCUUCCUCCAAAUCUCCUAACAAGCUGCUGAAAUCAGCCGCUCA
This is a messenger RNA of Phoenix dactylifera (date palm), 1041 nucleotides long. RefSeq names its product late embryogenesis abundant protein At1g64065-like. The record is from RefSeq and is a predicted model, not a curated record. Lineage: Eukaryota; Viridiplantae; Streptophyta; Magnoliopsida; Arecales; Arecaceae.